Sphenostylis stenocarpa is the source of this 1092-nucleotide messenger RNA. The record is from the annotation of a GenBank genome assembly. NCBI's taxonomy places the organism in Eukaryota, Viridiplantae, Streptophyta, Magnoliopsida, Fabales, Fabaceae.
AUGCAAUCCUCUACCUCACACUCCUUUCUCUCUCACCUUUUUCUGCUUUUCUUGUUAUGUUUUGUGGCCGCAAUUGAAGCUUCCAAAGAACAGUUAGUCUCAGCCAUGUAUGUGUUUGGAGACUCCACAGUAGACCCGGGAAACAACAAUUUCAUAAAGACGGCUUUCAGAAGCGAUUUUCCACCUUAUGGUAGAGAUUUUGUUAACCAACUUCCCACUGGAAGGUUCACCAAUGGGAAACUUGGCACUGAUUUUGUUGCUUCAUACUUAGGCCUAAAAGAGUUGUUGCCACCGUAUUUGGAUCCGAAUCUCAGCGACAAAGAACUUGUAACGGGUGUCAGUUUUGCUUCUGCUGGUUCUGGUUUUGAUCCACUCACUCCAACUCUGGGAAAUGUAAUUCCAAUGCCAAAGCAGUUGGAAUAUUUUAAAGUGUACAAAAAGAUGUUAGAGGGUAUGCUUGGUAAAAGAAGAACCGAACAUCACAUGAACAAUGCUUUCUUUUUCAUCAGCGCAGGUACAAAUGACUACGUUAUUAAUUAUUUUUCGUUGCCAAUAAGAAGAAAUAGCUACACCCCCUUAACCUACGGACACUUCUUGCUUCAACAUGUUAAAGAUUUCAUACAGAAUUUAUGCAAAGAAGGUGCAAGAAAAAUAGCUUUGGUUGGACUACCUCCAAUGGGGUGCUUGCCAAUCAUGAUCACAUUGAAUUCCCAUAACAUGUUUCUUGAAAGAGGUUGUCUAGACAAGUUUUCAGCUGUUGCAAGAGAUUACAAUAUGAUGCUUCAACAUGAAUUGUUCUUAAUGCAACUAAACCUCUCUAAUAUUCCUCCCGGUGUCAAAAUCUCCUACCUCGACAUAUAUGGACCCUUGGAUGACAUGAUCCAACGUCAAAAUUUUGGUUUUGAUGAGGUUGAUCAGGGUUGUUGUGGAACUGGUUACAUAGAAGCAACCUUCCUGUGUAAUGAGUUUUCAUUCGUGUGCUCGGAUCCGUCAAAGUUUGUCUUUUGGGAUUCAAUACACCCUACGGAGAAGGCAUACUAUGACCUAUUUAUGGUAGCCCGUCCCAAAAUUGAUGCCCUAAUCAACGGCUAG